AUGUGGAGCCCACAAAAAGGUCCUACACGUCUGUGGGACCUUAGACUGAGUAGCUGUAUAUUUAUUUUACAUUUAAUGUUUAGUUUAGUCAUAGCUGGUAAUGAACUGUGGCCCAUGGAGCGGCCGGAUGGAAUGCCAAACAUAGUUUCACUCGAGGUCAUGUGCGGUAAGGAUCACAUGGAUGUGCAUUUGACCUUCUCUCAUCCCUUCGAAGGCAUUGUGAGCUCCAAAGGACAACACAGUGAUCCACGCUGUGUGUAUGUGCCACCAUCGACGGGCAAGACGUUCUUCUCAUUCCGCAUCUCGUAUUCCCGCUGCGGCACCAAACCGGAUCUCAAUGGCCAGUUCUACGAGAAUACGGUAGUCGUGCAGUAUGACAAGGAUCUGCUUGAGGUCUGGGACGAGGCGAAACGCUUGCGCUGCGAAUGGUUCAAUGACUAUGAGAAGACUGCUUCCAAGCCGCCGAUGGUAAUUGCCGAUUUGGAUGUAAUACAGCUUGACUUUCGCGGCGAUAAUGUUGAUUGCUGGAUGGAGAUACAACAUGGCAAGGGACCCUGGGCGCCGCCAGUGAGCGGCAUUGUGCCGCUAGGAUCAACGCUCACCCUGGUUGUGGCCAUCAAUGACUAUCGCGGUGAAUUCGAUAUGCGCGUCAAGUCGUGUGUGGCUUCCGAUGGCUCGGGACACGUGAUCAAUCUAUCCGAUGAAUUCGGUUGUGUGCUGAGACCCAAGAUGAUCUCACGCUUCCUCAAAUCCCGUGCCCCCGACGAACGUGCCACCGUCAUCACGUACGCCUUCUUCCAUGCCUUCAAGUUCCCCGAUGCGCUGAGUGUGCACAUCAAAUGCAAGGUGGAGAUCUGUCGUCAUGGCUGCCUCGAUCACUGCCAGAACACGGCCGGUGGCGAUGGCCUCGGUCCGGCCAUUGGCAGUGCGAAUGAGCGCAAGGAUGUCCAUAUGGUGGACAAUGUGGGCAGCAGCAGCAGCAACGAUUUGUUCCGCGACUUGGCCUUGCCACCGGCAUCGAUGGGCGGCCAUGGCGGACAGUCGGCGACGCAUGGCCUGGGCAUGGGCUUGGAUCAUGACAUUUUCUACGAGGACAUCAUACACGAUCACAAGCAGACUAUGGGCGGUGGAGGUGGUGGAGGCAAUGUCGGUGUCGGUGGCGUCGGCGAUUUGUAUGAGGAGAAGAGCGUUAAUUUGCAGCCGCGUCCGGUGCACGAAAUACCCGAUGAGGAGGCCGAUCUAUCCGAUCUGUUUGGCGACGAUGAUCUCAGCGACAUGGACGCCGAUGGCGAACGUUAUUUGGGCUUGAAGAAGAGCGGCAAAUUCCCUCAUGGACCGCGUCAGCUGGAGGCUCAAAAGCGCAUGGGAGUGCCGAUGGCAGGACCACGGUCCCUCGAACCCAAAUCGGAGAUGGACGAUGUCCCACGUCCCGUUUAUCGGCCACAGGCGGAGGCAUUGAAACAACCACGCGAGGAUCACAUUGAUUUGGAUGAUGCAGUCGAUGAGGCACAAAACACGAGCUCAACGGAGACGCCAACGUCACAGGAGCAGCGACGCCGUCGUCGUCGUCGGUCGCUAGUGAUUGCCGAUCGCAAGGUGCGCAGCGCCGAUGUGGGCGUCAGUGGACUGUACGAUGUCAUCUCGGAGGCGGAUUUGGCCUUUUCGCCCGAUGCCAAACAGGAGGCGGUCACCGUCUUCCAGGGCAAGAUCAGUGAGGAGGUUGUCUAUGGCAUUUGCAUGCCGGUGCCCGGUUUUAGCAUACUCUUUAUUGUGGUCAUAUCGGCGACAAUUGUGUCGGCCUUGAUUGCCGGCUCGCUGCUCUAUCGCUAUCAGCUGCAGAAGGAGGCGCUCGAGAAGCAGACGCCAAUGCCAGUGCCCGGCACUUUGGCCUCAUGGAUGACGUUGCGUCUGUUCCGCAUGCGACACCUGCAACAGCAGCAGCAGCAGGAGCAACAGCGACAGCAACAGCAGCAACAGACGGUGCCCAGUGCUGAGGCGGUGCAGUGAGAGAGAUCACUUCAGUAUUCCUGUUUACACUCCCUUCCCGCCUUCCUACCGCCCCUUUUCUCCUACUCAUCCCUAACUGCAGCAUUUCAUGCGCUUUUUUUUUGUGUUUUUAAUUUGAUAUCCAAUUGACUGACAAGUUCUGUUUGCACCUCGACCAGAAGAAACAUGCAAAAAAAACAUGCAUUCGUUAGUUAUUCAUUCUUUUCUUUUGUUUUCGUUUGUUGUGUAAACUCGUUAGUUAUUUCACGCUAUCUCUCUCACAACUCGUCAGCUACGCGGGCAACAUGGCAAUACUUGGAAGCGUUGGAUGUCCCGGUCCACACACACACAGACACACACACAUACACACACAAAUACUUUGGUGCUGAAAUAAUGAAUUACUUAUUUAUUUAUUAUUAUGAUACGCGUACGUUGUUCAAUUUAUAUUUUAUUUUUAUUUGUUUGUUUUUUUUUUGGUUUUAAUUUGCUUCUGGGUGCAUUUAGUCGUUAAAUUCAAUCAAAUCACAAAUUACAAAUCAUAUCAGACUCGUACAGCGCACACACACACAAACACACACAGAACACAUGACUAAUGUUAGGGAUAACUUAACUUAUUAACUUAACUUAUUUACACUUACUCUAUAUAGGAAAACUUACACUUAAGCGACGGCUCACAUGGAAAAUUCUGAUUCAAAUUGGUUUUAUAUUUAGGCACAAUUUCGAUUUUAUUUAUUAUUCUGUUUUCGGUUUAACUCCAAGUCAAGUCAUUCGAAUGCGACAUAUUUUUUUUUAAAUAGCAAAUUUUAAGUGAAAUUCGUAGUUAAAUUUACAUCUAAAUUCGGAUAGGUCAGAUCUAGGGCAUCUCUAAUUAAUCUCUCAUUAUACAUUUGGCAACAAAUUCAUUUCAUACAGUACACAAUCAUAUCUCAAAAACAAAAAAACAUUUUCUACCAGAUUUCUGACCUUUGUGAAUUUAGAUUUACGUACUUACUUAUUUAUAUAUACAUAUAUCUAGUAAAUUGUCAUUAGAAUGGAAUGGAAAAACUAAAAAACAUACAAAAACAACAAAAAAACAACAAAAAACAAAAAGCAAACAAA
Messenger RNA from Drosophila nasuta, 3084 nucleotides. RefSeq names its product zona pellucida domain-containing protein miniature (gene m). Lineage: Eukaryota; Metazoa; Arthropoda; Insecta; Diptera; Drosophilidae. The record is from RefSeq and is a predicted model, not a curated record.